CUACAAGGUUUUCAAAUAUUGCAUUCGAUUGGUGGCGGUACAGGUUCUGGUUUCACUUCACUUUUAAUGAACUCAAUGGUGGAAGAAUAUACUGAUAACUUGAUAUCUAACUACGUUGUAAUACCGUCAAAAAAUACAUCCCAAACUGUUGUGGAACCAUAUAACGCCUUACUAAGCAUACCCUCUUUAGUGAAUAACUCACAUUUGACCUUUUGCUUGGAUAAUGAAGCGCUAUUUAAUAUUUGCAAACGAAAUCUUAAAAUUGAACUAUCCGGAUAUGAGCACAUCAAUCAUAUAGUUGCCUUAACAAUGUCUGGUAUUACAACUUGUCUACGCUUUCCUGGACAACUAAAUGCUGGUUUACGAAAAAUCUAUGUUAACAUGGUACCAUUUCCUCGUUUACAUUUUCUAAUUCCAGGUUUCGCACCGUUAGCUACCUGCCAAGAACGAAAAUUUGCACAAGGAACAGUUGCUGAAUUAGUACAACAAAUAUUCUCUUCUAAUAAUCUAAUGUGUGAAAUAGAUUUGCGAGAGGGCAAACUUUUAACUGCAGCUGGAAUAUUUCGCGGACGUCUAUCUCCACGUGAAGUUGAUCAGUUAAUGACAAAUGUCCGAAACAAGAAUAUUGGAAAUUUCGUAGAUUGGAUACCAAAUAAUAUAAAGACCGCUAUUUGUGAUAUACCGCCGCGCGGGUUGAAGAUGUCAGCCACAUUUAUUGGGAACACCACAGCUAUUAACAAACUUUGUGCACGAAUAAUGGAUACCAGUACAAUUAUGUUAAAGCGGAAAGCACAUUUACAUUGGUUUAUCUCAGAAGGAAUGGAAGAAGAGGAAUUUUAUGCUGCGCAAGAAGAAUUGCAAGCAAUAAUGAAUGAUUAUAAAGAAAGUGGGGAACCACUUGCAGACGAAAUGGCAAAUCCAUGUGCAUAUUGUGUGGAAGAGGAAUAG
This is a messenger RNA of Teleopsis dalmanni, 948 nucleotides long. RefSeq names its product probable tubulin beta chain CG32396. The record is from RefSeq and is a predicted model, not a curated record. Gene Ontology annotation, molecular function: structural constituent of cytoskeleton; GTP binding; GTPase activity. The transcript has a single exon. The annotation marks the transcript as partial. NCBI's taxonomy places the organism in Eukaryota, Metazoa, Arthropoda, Insecta, Diptera, Diopsidae. Gene Ontology annotation, biological process: microtubule cytoskeleton organization; mitotic cell cycle. Gene Ontology annotation, cellular component: cytoplasm; microtubule.